UCAGAGAGACGGUGUGGUGUAGCCCACUGUCCGAUGCGUUCAGAUUGGACACCGUAUAUAAAUAUCACAUGAUCAUCACGUGAGCAACAAAAAUGUCGGCCCAAACGUCGUUUUAUAGUUUGUUGUUUGUUACGUUGUUUGCCUUCGUUAUUUCUAAUAGGAAGGUAACUACAGAAAUAAAGAAAUGUGAUUACUACAACGACACAAGAUGUGAUAACUUGAGCAUAGCUCAUAUAUCAGCAGAAGGGGAUUCAGAUGCACUCCAUUAUUUGGUGACCUCAUUGGGGAUGCCUACUGUGCUAGUGGCGAAGACUGAUCCAGGUGCUGAUGUGACUAUUGAUUGGGAGAAGUUACUGUCGCAGAAUGACACUGUCCGAAAAAAUGCUAUCACAAUUACGAAAAAGAAGUACUCGUUUUCUGUGAUGUUUACAAAGCUGAUAGAUUACAAUGACACAAAAGAUACAGCUGACAUGACCAAGUAUGACGCCACUUCAACAGUCUGGAACAUCUAUGACUUGAAGGAUUUCGUUUGGGCUAAUCUAUCCGAGGUGUCUGAUACCGCAGAUAACACUGUGACAUUGAAAGCUUCAUCAUCAUCAGUCAUUAACCCGAUCCCCUGGAUGAACAAUGGGACCUUCUCCAUUAAGCUGAAUGCAUUUGGAUCUCAUGGGAGAGAGGAUCAGUUGCCACACAUGCAAUAUAAUGAGAACUUGACCCAGUUCGACCUGACCAUCGACGACCUCGGGACCAACCUGGUCAACUCAAGGUUCGGAGUCGAGGUCCUCAUCGUGGGGGAGAAUAAUGAGGCGAUGAUUGUCAACUCCACUAAGUCCAUAGACGAUGAAUACUCACCGGGAGUUUUCUUGAUCUACAACUGGUACACAAGGCUCACAACUCUUGACACUGGGUUCCUGCAGUGGAAACCAGUCUGCUACCAGGCCCUGGCUCGCGCCCGUGACGCGGCUACUGGCAUGAAGUAUUACCAACUCCAGAAUGCCUCGCAGUCCAAUCAAGAUGACCUGAUGAACACCAUUGCCUAUGCUUACUUCACAGACAUGGCGUCUACAAAUAUUAAAGCCCAGAAUUUUUCCUUUGGAAUUGGCAAAGAUGGUGGCUACAAUAAGGCAAAAGUUAUAACAUGGUCUGGGUCGAUAGGCCACGGCAAGCCCCCAGAGGACUCGGUCUCGGUGGUUGUCCUCAUUAUCAUCCUGGCAGGGCUGGGUGUGCCUGUACUCAUCAUCAUUUUUGGUGGAGUCUACGUCUGCAUCAAGAAGCGCAGGCGAAACACCGCCAGACAGCUGGUGUCUGUACAGAGCAAUGGUUACCAGCCGUUGCAUGGUGACCAGUAGGGACUGCAAAAUCUAGUCACUUAUGUAGAUUGAAGCUCUAAUGAUUUUGAUUUAACAUCAUGAGAUUAUUGUGUACAAUAAUUACUUAAUAAGUUUUGGGACACUUCAAAAGAGAUCAUUCUUGUGCUUAAAAGUUUAGGUAUACGAAAAUAUACCCAAAAUAUAGUGUCAAAAAAUAAAAGACACAAUGUUAUUAUAAUGAUUUAAUUGACAUUCAGAAAUUCUUGUGUAUUACAUAACCUGACUGAUGGCAAUUGAUAUACUGUGCUGUGGACUUGAUAUUAUUAAACUAAAAUAGACUGUGGAAAUUAUUAUUUCAUUGAUUGUAUUAACUCAUAUGGCCAUCAAUUGCUUGUCACAAGUGUAAAAUUCUUAUUCAAAUGUCCAUACAUCAAUUGGUCAAAAAAGACAGUGUCCUUAACCUAAAAGUUUCAGAAAACUUAAAGUAAUUACUCUUAUAUGUUCUUGAUUAUUGUAAGAUUGAUUAUUUUAUUUAUUCUAUUUCAAUUACCAUUCAAAUGUUUUAGUGGUUGUUUUAUAAGUGUUUUUUUAUGCCCUUGGUAGGGUGGCAUAUAGCAGUUGAACUGUCCGUCAGUCAGUCAGUCUGGGCGUCUGUCCGAAAACUUUAACAUGGGCCAUAACUUUUGCAAUAUUGAAGAUAGCGACUUGAUAUUUGGCAAUCCCGCAUGCAUGUGUACAUGUAUCUCAUGGAGCUGCACAUUUUUAGUGGAAAAGGUCAAGGUCAUUUUUCAAGGUCAAAGGUAAAAAAAAAUUCAAGGGAAGUAACAAGCUUUAAAGGGAGAUAAUUUUUAUUUAUCAUUUGGCAGGAACAGAUCAUUUUCACAAGGGAAGUAAUAUUUUUGAAAGGGAUAUAAUUAUAAAAAGAAAUAAAAUCAAAGCUCGCAGUAGGGGGCAUUGUGUUUCUGACAAACACAUCUCUUGUUUUCAUUUUUAUUUAGAUAUGUUACUGAUGCUUAUGGUCCCUUAAUGAUUGUUUUUGUUUCCUGUUUUUCACUUUAUGCUCUGUACAUUACGACUGAAUGGUCCCGCACUUAACUGACUGAUAUAUGUUAUGCAUGCCAUGUAAGUUAUAGAUUUGGUCAAUUUA
This is a messenger RNA of Dreissena polymorpha, 2457 nucleotides long. RefSeq names its product glycosylated lysosomal membrane protein-like. Gene Ontology annotation, cellular component: lysosome. Bases 93 to 1349 code for a protein of 418 amino acids. The transcript has 7 exons. The record is from RefSeq and is a predicted model, not a curated record. NCBI's taxonomy places the organism in Eukaryota, Metazoa, Mollusca, Bivalvia, Myida, Dreissenidae.